UUUGGACAAUUGUGGCUUGUAUAAGAAAAUUCCUCGACCGGAAAGGCCAACUCCUGAUAGAACGGCCAGUUUCACAUUUUCCAUGGCGGCGAUCACGACGUCGUACCAAGGGCUCGAGAGUCCGCGCCAAGCAGUCGCGGACGUCAAGGCCGGUGGACACCCACUGGAUGCUGCUGGAGCCUUUGGCAAGUCCAUCUUCGCAUGGUGUAACCCCCUCGUGUCGCUGGGCAACUCGCGGCAGCUCGCACCGACUGACAUUUGGGGUCUCCAGGACUGCAACAAGGUCGGCCCCCUGCUGCAGCAUUACCUCGGUGUGUACGAAGCGAACAACAAGGGUCUGCUGAAGGCGUUCUUUUCUAUCUACAAGUGGAAGCUCGUUUUGAUCGCGAUCAUGCAAGCCGCGUUGACAGGAUGCAACUUGUUCGGGCCGGCGUACGUGUUGCCCCAAGUGAUUGCGUCAGUGGUGGCGAAAGACUGGGCCCGCGGCACGCUGCUGGCCGUCGCGUUGUACGCCGUUCAAAUGUUCGGGUCGUUCCUGUCCGUGCACAUGACGUUUAUGAACCAAGUGAUCGGGAUUCAAUUUACCGCGUGCCUUCGUUCGAUGCUGUUCGAAAAGUCGCUCAAGCUGAGCGCCAAGUCUCGCAAGUUAAAGACCGCGGGGGAUAUUGCCAACUUGUUUUCGGUCGACGUCGUCAACGUGAUGGCGCUUCCGUUGAACCUCAACAUGGCGUGGAUUGUGCCGAUCGAAGUCGGCGUGACGCUGUACCUGAUCGAGCGCCAAGUCGGGUGGGCGAUCUGGGUCGGAUUCCUCGCGCUCUUUGUGCUAUUGAUCUUGACGGGCGCCGUCGGUGCAUUUGCCGGCAAGGCGCAGCGCCUCAUUUUGACGUGCAAGGACGACCGGAUGAAGGUUGUCAACGAGAUCUUUGCCGCCAUUCAGAUCGUCAAGUUUAAUGCGUGGGAAGAAAAACUCGUCGCAAAGGUCCGCGCGCUGCGCGAAAAGGAGCUGGGAGCGCUCUGGUUCUUUAUCAAGACGAUCUUGAUCCUCAUCACGUCGAUGAACACAACGCCGGUCUUGAUCACGGUCGUCGUGUUCGCCACGUACGCGCUGUGGAUGGGCCAGCUCCUCACGGUCUCGAUCGUGUUUACGACUCUCGCGCUCUUCGACAACCUCCGCGUCGCGUUCAUCGCGAUGCCCAUGGUGUUUGUGUCAACGAUUCAAGCGCUCGUGUCUGUCAAGCGGAUCGACGAAGUGCUCGGGAUGGACGAAGUCCACGUGGAAAACGUUGUCGGCCCGUCGACGACUGCCGUCGACAAAGACCUCGUCCAGGCGUGCGCGGCCGCCAACUCUGCCAUUCACAUUGCAAACGGAUCGUUUGGCUGGGACAAGGAGAACCCUCUCUUUGCCAACUUGAACUGGACCGUCAAGCAAGGCGAGUUUGUUGUUGUCCACGGCGCCGUCGGUAGCGGCAAGUCGUCGCUGUGCUCGAUUCUUGUCGGCGAAAUGGACAAGUAUGACGGGACGGUCUUUGUGAGCGGCCGCGUCGCGUACUUUACCCAGCAGUCGUGGAUUCAAAACGCUAGCAUCCGGGACAACAUUUUGUUUGGACGGCCGUAUGACCGCGUCCGGUACCAGACCGUCCUGAACGCGUGUGGCUUGACCAAAGACAUUGCGUCGUUUGCGGCCAAGGACCGCACCGAGAUCGGCCUGAAGGGCGUCAACUUGUCCGGCGGUCAAAAGGCCCGGGUGAGUUUGGCGCGCGCGUGCUAUGCCGACGCCGACGUGUACAUUUUGGAUGCGCCGCUGUCGGCUGUCGACGCGAUCGUGGCCAACGAGAUCUUCACCAAGUGUUUCCAGACCCUGCUCAAGCACAAAACGAUCGUCCUCGUGACGCACAACACCGACAUCAUCGAAUCGACGGCCAUUGACCGGUCGUUCCUGCUCGACAACGGCAAGCUGACCGAGACCACGCCGUCUGGCCAUGUAAAGCGGCAAACCGGUGAUGCUGAAGUCGUGCCACUGACGGGCCGACCUCAAUUAUGGGACGACUUGGAAGUAGUGGCUGAUGCUUCUCAGGCACGGCCGCAUGACUUGCUUCUCACGCCGACGGCUCAGUCGCCGUACGUGUUCCAGCACGGCGAACCGUUGGCGAUCUUCACCCCCCGCGCCGGCAACGAAUCUGCGCAUGGCCAAGAAUCGUUGACGGUCGAAGAAGAACGAGCUGAAGGCCGCGUUUCCAAGGAGGUCGUGCUGUCGUACGUACAAGCAAUUGGCGGGUGGACAUCCGUGGCCAUCAUGCUGCUCGCAACCAUCGCGACGGAAGCGACGCGACUGAACGCAGACUUGUGGCUGACGGGCUGGACGGAGGAGAGCAAUGCAGUCGGGGCGGCCUCCAAGUCUGUGCAACAGGUCAAGGACGACUCCAACUACAACAUGAUGGUGUACGCGAUCUUAGUCCUGGCAACCUGUUUCGUGACGAUCUUUCAGUUUGGGAUCGUUCUCGGGUAUGGUCUCCGUGGGUCCCGCGUCCUCUUUGAACGGAUGCUGGCCGGGCUCAUUGCGGCCCCCAUGCGCUUUUUCGAUUCGAACCCGAUCGGUCGCAUCCUCAACCGUUGUGGCGACGACGUGUUCCAAUGCGACAUCAUGCUCCCCAUGUCGUUUGCGCCGAUUCUGGCCCAGACUGCGACUGCGUUGGCCAAGUUGGGACUGAGCGUAGCUGGUAUCAAGUGGAUGGCUCUGCUCCUGCCACCCCUCGGCUUUAUCUACGUCAAGCUUGGUGCGUACUACCUGAUGCCACUUCGCGAAGUCAACCGGAUCAAAAAAGUGACGCUGUCGCCCCUCCUGAGUCUCGUCAGCGAAGGCGUCGACGGCGCCGUGGUCAUUCGUGCGUUCGGCGACAAGUACCGGCGUCGGUUCUACCGCUUGCAUGACGUCGCAAUUGAAAACUACUCGGCGGCAACAUUCACGAGCGACGCACUCAACCAGUGGUUUGCUCUGCGCGUCGCGUUUGUGUCCAACUCGAUCGUGUUUUGCCUCGUGUUGGGGUUGGUCGUCAUGGCGUCGUCCGUCUCGCCCGGGCUAGUUGGUCUCGUCUUUGCGUACGGACUCACGAUUCCAACCAACUUGGCGCAACUCGUCAACAUGUGGGCUAACCUGGAAACGGCGCUGAUCUCGCCCGAACGCCUCAACGAGUACGCGAUGCUCCCGAUCGAAGGCGCGCGAGAGACGCCAGUGGACCAGACCGAAUGGCCGGUGCACGGACGCCUCACGUACGACAACGUGAGCUUUCGGUACAAGGCCGACGACCCGCUCGUCCUCGAGAACGUAACGUUUGACGUAGCCGGUGGCGAAAAGAUCGGAAUCGUUGGUCGCACGGGGGCCGGCAAGUCGAGCUUGAUGAUGACCCUGUUCCGGAUCAAUGACGUAGCGUCGGGGUCGAUUUCGAUCGACGGUGUCGACAUUGCGACCGUCGGUCUCAAGCGCCUCCGAUCGUCGCUUGCGAUUAUUCCGCAGAACCCCGUGCUGUUCAAGGGCACGCUGCGCAACUACAUGGACCCGUUCGACGAGUUUUCGGACGACCAGCUCUGGGACGCCCUCCGGAAAGUCAACCUGACGGACCGCAUCCGAGUUUCGGACGACAAGCUCGAGCAGCAUGUCGAAGAAAACGGCGAAAACUUUAGCGUGGGCGAACGUCAAAUGCUGUGCAUGGCCCGUGCGCUUCUCCGUAACGCCAAGAUCGUCGUGCUGGACGAAGCCACGGCGGCCAUCGAUCACGCAACGGACCAGUUGUUGCAAAAGGUCAUCCGUGAAGAGUUUGCGUCGUCCACGGUGCUCACGAUUGCCCACCGCCUCGACACGGUCUUGGAUUACCACCGUAUUUUCGUGUUCGACGCUGGACGACUCGUGCAGUGCGACACCCCCGCCGCGUUGGUCAAGCAAGAACGCGGCAUCUUUUACGACAUGAUCACUGAAGGCGGGUACACCGACCGCGUCCAAGUGUAGCCGUCGACCCGAUCGGGGACGACAGACGUUCCUCGUGCCAUUCGACGGAACGACCCUCGUGGGAACGUAGUUACAUGUCGUUGCGAUACCGGACCCCUUGUUCCGUCGAUGCUGCUCUCGUUUGAGGUUGCCCAAGUGGGGUCGCCAUGUUUCUUCUCGUGGUGGAAAUUCAUCGUCGUCAUGCAUUUCAACUUACUGUUAGUCCAUUCUUCUUUCUAAAAAUAACACGAAAAAAAUGCCAACGG
Molecule: messenger RNA, 4245 nt
Organism: Aphanomyces invadans
Lineage: Eukaryota; Oomycota; Saprolegniomycetes; Saprolegniales; Verrucalvaceae
Exons: 1
Coding region: 83-4000 (1305 amino acids)
Biological process (GO): transmembrane transport
Cellular component (GO): membrane
Molecular function (GO): ABC-type transporter activity; ATP binding; ATP hydrolysis activity
Source: RefSeq, a predicted model, not a curated record